Molecule: messenger RNA, 1533 nt
Organism: Botrytis byssoidea
Lineage: Eukaryota; Fungi; Ascomycota; Leotiomycetes; Helotiales; Sclerotiniaceae
Exons: 6
Coding region: 1-1533 (510 amino acids)
Biological process (GO): transmembrane transport; carbohydrate transport
Cellular component (GO): membrane
Molecular function (GO): carbohydrate:proton symporter activity
Source: RefSeq, a predicted model, not a curated record
AUGACAAAAUUCUUUGGUCUCCGAGGUCAGGCACUUCAUCGAGUAAUGAUUUGGGCCGUCAUCAUGCCUGCUUACAUCCUAUUUGGGUACAACAAUGCUGUCGCCGGUGGACUACUUAGUCUACCCGCCUGGAUCGAAACUUUUCCAGAGCUCAACACUCUUACUGUCAUAGGCACUCAGAAAACCAACAAUUCUUGGUUACAGGUAAAUAAAGACAAAUACUUCUCAUACCUUGACUUUCCCAUUGACUUUUUCAAGGGAACUGUCGUUGCUCUCUAUACUCUUGGAUGCUUUUUUGGCGCCUUGUCCUGUAUCAAAAUAGGUGAUACUCUAGGUCGCAAACGAACAAUCAUGCUUGGAGCAGCAAUCAACAUAAUCGGCGCUAUCCUUCAAUCUUCAUCUUAUUCCCUAGGCCAAUUAAUCGUUGGACGUCUUGUUUCCGGCUUAGGUUUUGGUGCUUUGACAGCAACCGCUCCGAAUUGGCAAUCAGAAUGUUCUAAAGCACAUCAUCGCGGCUCGGUGGUGCUUCUUGAAGGUUUGUUCAUAAGUGCAGGUUUAGCAACGGCUGCUUCCAUUUUCGUACUGAUUGCCACGCCACAUAUGCCAGAGUCUCCUCGUUGGCUUGUCAAGAAAGGGCGAACGGACGAAGCACGGGAAGUUGUGUCAGCAUUGGACGAUAAGCCUAUAGACUCAGCUCAAGUACAGGCUGAUAUAGCAGAGAUUGAAGAAGGACUUGCGAUCACUGGAAAUGACUCAUUCCGUGAUAUUUUUUGCAUGGGCGAUGAACGUCUUUUCCACAGAGCUUGUCUUGCUGUAUGCGGACAAAUGUUCCAGCAAAUGAGUGGUAUAAACGCUCUCGCUUUCUAUCAAGCUACCAUUUUUGAGAAUGGUCUCGGAUUAUCAGCACAAACUUCUCGUGUUCUGAGUGCUUCCGUCUUCACUUGGCAGACUUUUUGUUCCCCGAUAGGAGUUUUAACAGUUGAUCGAUUCGGAAGGAGAAAGCUGAUGAUGUUUGCCGCGUUUGGAAUGGGUUCCUACAUGACGAUUAUUGCUGGAACAUUUUCCCAAAUUACUAACACCUCAUGUGUCAUCGUCGCGGCAGUAUUCAUUUUUAUGUUUUCGUUAUUUUUCCCUACCGGAUUUCUAGGACUGACUUUCCUCUAUGCUUCGGAGGUUGCACCGCUGAGUGUUCGAGUUCCUAUCACUGCCAUGUCAACAGGAAGUGCAUGGAUCUUCAAUUUCAUUGUCGCAGAAAUAACACCGGUGGGAUUCGCUACUAUAGGAUGGAGAUACUACAUUAUAUAUGCUUGUAUUAACCUCUUCUUGAUACUCCUAGGUGUAUACCUCUUCUUUCCCGAAACCAAUGGCCGUCAUCUCGAAGAGGUUGAUCAAAUAUUUCUCAGGAGCAAAAGCAUUAUCGACACGGUACGAGUGUCCAAAUACAUGCCCAGGGGAUCUGUUAGCUCUACCUCCACUGGUGGGACCGAAAAGAAUGAAGUGAUCCAGGUUGAAAAUGUGGAAGAAGCUGUUUGA